UGAAUACCACGAAUGGAAGCAAGAAAAAGAAAAGCUGGAAAGGCACAGAGGACAUCGAAUAUCCGUCUUGAUCCCAAAGCCUUUCUCCUUCCUUCUUUAUCUCUUCCCUAUAAAGCCGCACUUUGUGCAGUCUCAGUUUGUUUCCUUGAUCAUCAUCAUCAUCAUCAUCAUCUUCAUCGUCGUCAUCAUCUUCUUCUUCUUCUUCUUCUUCUUCUUCUUCUUCUUCUUCUUCUUCUUCAGCUGUAAUGAAAUUCGAAGAGCAGAACCUGAAGCAUCAGUCUGAACAGAUAUGCAGGACUAUUGAGGUUGAUACAAUUGAUCACCAUCGCAGUAUUUCGUCGUCGGUCGUAAUGGAAGCUUCCGAAGACUGCGACAGGGAUGGUGACGGCCUCUAUAUUCCUCCUCUCAACUUUUCCAUGGUCGAUAAUGGCAUUUUUCGCUCCGGCUUCCCUGACUCUGCUAACUUCUCCUUCCUCCAAACCCUAGGUCUCCGUUCCAUUAUAUGUUUAUGUCCGGAGCCCUAUCCGGAACACAACAUGGAGUUCCUCAAGUCGAACGGGAUUAGAUUGUUUCAAUUUGGAAUCGAAAGCUAUAAGGAGCCUUUCGUGAACAUCCCAGAUGAUAUGAUUCGUGAAGCACUGAAAGUUGUCCUUGACGAUAGGAAUCAUCCAGUUCUCAUACAUUGCAAAAGAGGAAAGCAUCGGACUGGUUGUCUUGUUGGAUGCCUGAGAAAAGUGCAGAGGUGGUGCCUCACUUCUGUGUUUGAUGAGUACCAGAGGUUUGCAGCUGCAAAAGCAAGAAUUUCAGACCAGAGGUUUAUGGAGUUGUUCGAUAUCUCUGGCUUGAAGCAUCUUCCCAUGUCAUUCUCAUGCUCAAAGAGGUGAAAAAUAAUUAUACUGAAAGGUUUUUUGUUUGUGGCAGAUCUUGUGCCGAGUUAAAUGGAAAAGACAGGACUCCUGAAAUCCUUCUAAGUAAUUUAGAGACUUUCCUUUUCUUUCUCCUUUAUUUUCUUCGUUAGGGAUAAUGAUGAAUGUUUUGUACACCUCAAGGUAUUAUACAUACCCUUACUCUUACACCUGCCCCAAACUCUUUUUCUAAAUCACUCUGAUUUACAAGAUUUCUUUGGUGGACCUAAUUAGACUAGAGCAGUAGAAAAACUCAAACACCGUACAGUUCAUAGUUAUAAUGUUGGUUGAAGCAAAAAAGAAUAAAAAAGACAAGGCAGCUAGACAGAGGCAUGGGCCUUUUCUUCGGUGGAUAUCAAUACAAUUUUCAUGUAAAAGAACCAUAAUGUAACUGGUGUAAGUAAUGUUGAUUUAUUUGGACCAAUAAAAUGGCAUUAACAAUUUUCAGCUGUAUGAUCAUCUCUGUCUGAAAGCUCGAAGGUCAGUGGAAAAAGCAAGGCGACCACUGAAUCAAAGGUAGUUUAUACAUCCCAUCAACCAAUAAUGCAUAAUUUAUCAUUUAAAUAUCUUAUGGAACUCUUAUAGGAUUCAUUCAGUGCACUGGAAACUGUGCUUCCUUAUAUGAAAUGAUUGUCGACA
Benincasa hispida (wax gourd) is the source of this 1544-nucleotide messenger RNA. Its product is annotated as inositol diphosphatase DSP4-like. Gene Ontology annotation, biological process: protein dephosphorylation. Gene Ontology annotation, cellular component: cytoplasm. Gene Ontology annotation, molecular function: phosphatase activity. Lineage: Eukaryota; Viridiplantae; Streptophyta; Magnoliopsida; Cucurbitales; Cucurbitaceae. The record is from RefSeq and is a predicted model, not a curated record.